Molecule: messenger RNA, 1207 nt
Organism: Entelurus aequoreus (snake pipefish)
Lineage: Eukaryota; Metazoa; Chordata; Actinopteri; Syngnathiformes; Syngnathidae
Product: lipoma-preferred partner homolog
Exons: 8
Coding region: 113-1207 (364 amino acids)
Biological process (GO): cell-cell adhesion
Cellular component (GO): stress fiber; focal adhesion
Source: RefSeq, a predicted model, not a curated record
UGUCCUAGUGACUGCCAUUAGCUUUCCUGCGCCUGGUCUCCAGAGGAACUGGGCCGUGUUGUGUUGUGUUGUGUUGUCGAACUUGCCACCACCUCGUCUGAAAGUCAGAGCCAUGUGGAACCAAGGGGACAGUGGCGAGCAGACGGGUCAGGUGACCGCCAGGAUGGAGACCACGCCGCCGCUGGGGAGCGCCAGCAUCUCCGUCUCCCAGCAGCAGGCGCCCAAGAAGUUUGCCCCCAUGGUGGCGCCCAAGCCCAAGUUCAACCCGUACAAGCACGCGGGAGAGGCCGCCUUCUCGGAGCCCGCGGCGGACUACCCUCUUCCUCCGCCGCCCGCAGAAGACACCAGCCGCCUCCCGUCCUCCUUCCCUCCUCCCCCGCCCGCCAACUCCUACGAUUACCAGGUGGGAGGAGCCGGGAAGACGCUGGAGGAGCGACGCUCUAGUCUGGACGCUGAGAUCGAUUCUCUGACCAGCAUCCUGGCAGACCUGGAGAGCAGCUCACCUUACAAGCCUCGACCCGCCCAGACCACUGGACCCUCCACCGUGUCCACCCCCAGUGCCCCGGUGACGGGCUACAGGCGCAUGGUCAUACCCACCCAGCCGCCUCUCACCGCCACCAAGAAGUCCACGCCCAAACCUCAGGCCCUGGGCAGCGGCGGCGGCUCGUACACGCUCCCGGCCAAGCUCCAUCAUCAAAGCCCGGCGGCGUCUCAGCCGGUGGCCGCCUCCUACGCCACCGCCUCCACGCCCAGCCAGCCCACCUUCAACGUCCAGGUGCGGUCGGCCCAGCCCAGCCCGCAGCACCAGGCGCCCAGCGGGCAGCACCUCGGCCAGCAGCAGCAGCAGCCGCCGCGUGGCCCCGCCCAGGUGCAGUACGCCCAGCCCAAAGGACCCGACUUCGCCUACGGGCCACCUCAGCCCGGCUUCUCCCCGCCGACUCAGGGCGGCUACCAGGAGCAGCACCAGCAGGGCCUCAGGAGGGCCGACCCCUACCAGGCGGCAGGACCCAAGAAGACCUACAUCACGGACGAGCCGCAGAACCUGACCCCGUACAUGUCUGGACCUGUGGUCCCACCAAAGAGCGCCGUCCCCGUGGCCCACCCCGAGGACGAGCUGGAGCGCCUGACCAAAAAGAUGCUCUUUGACAUGGACAACCCUCCGUCAGAGGAAUACUUUGAACCUCCCAAGCUCCAUCAGACUGAAUGA